AUGAUUCAAGGCUUUCAGAUUUUUAAGCAAGACGACAACAUUACUAAGAAUUAUGAUAAUGACAACGAUUGCAAUGAUUUUUGUUUGAUUUUUGAAGAUUUAUUUCAAUCAAAUUCAGAAGAUGAAGUACUUGAUGCAGUAAAUAAGAUUUCAUCACAAUUUUCGACAAUGAAGUAUCCGAUUCCUGAUGAAUUUUAUGAUUAUGACGUCAUUGAUAAUCUUUUUGAAAGAUUUCAUUUAUUUGACAAUGAAACAGUAAGAAGAUCAAUAAUAAACCUUCUUAAAUUACUAAUUAACUGCAAAAUGGAUGAAGAGCCCUUCAUGAAAGAACUAAUUCCACAGUUAUCUUCAAUUUUAGAUGAAAGAAUAGAAAACCAAACAAAUUUCAUUGAACUGUUAAGCUGUUGCGUUUCAAAAUCCAAAUUUUGCCAUGAUUUUAUUGAAAAUAAGAUGGAUCAUUGUUUAUUUAGUUUUAUUUUCAGUUUACUAGGCCAAAACAAUCAACUAGAUUCAAAGAUAUUGAUAUUCUUUUCAGAAUUCAUCAAAUAUCCAUUAGAUUCAGAUAUCGAAAAUAUUAUUAUCACAAACAUUGAAAAUUUACAAAAUAUAGAGCUAAAAUAUGAUUUUAUUAUAACACUCUCUACCAAAUGCAAUCAUUUCGUUGAUAUAUUUGGCUAUUCAUCUAUAACUGAUUCAAUUUUUUAUUUUUUACGCAACAAACCGAACAAAAGGUCAAUAAAAGCUAUAUUAUUGGUAAAAGAAUGCAUCAAUCCAGAAGUCUACAAAAUUUUGCUUGAUUUGACAACGAAUGAAGAAUUUUUAGGAAUAAUAUUGUUUGUUUUAUCUUCACUUGUCGAUUUGUAUCCUUCUAUUUCAUCUGAUAUCAUUGAAUUCUUUACUAUUAAUGAUAUUCCAAAAAAUUCAACAAUUAUCUUAAGAGAAAUGGUUAGAUUGAUAUCAAAACUUGUAAUAUCAAACAAAGAUCGUUGUCAUCAAUUGUUUUAUGAUAAUAUUGAUAAUUUUCAUGAAAUGUUGUAUUUAUCAGAUAAAUCAAUAACUGAUGACCUUAUUUCAGCUCUUGUUACUCUUUCUGACGAAGAACUGAAAGAGUUUAUUAAUGAUAUAGACGUUGAAUAUAUUAAUGAAGCUUCAAACAAUGGAAAUGAAAAGGCUGAUGUUCUUUUAGAGAGAAUCAACAACAUUAAAGAAUAA
Molecule: messenger RNA, 1212 nt
Organism: Trichomonas vaginalis G3
Lineage: Eukaryota; Parabasalia; Trichomonadida; Trichomonadidae
Product: armadillo (ARM) repeat-containing protein family
Exons: 1
Coding region: 1-1212 (403 amino acids)
Source: RefSeq, a predicted model, not a curated record